AUGUUGAUCAGCCCAAGAUCAACAUGUACACGCUGUACACCUGGUUAUGCUGUCUCGGGCACCGCUAUUGUCAUUUGCUCGAGGCAUGCACUUAUACGAAGAAAUGGGGCAGGUGACCUGCAGAAGGGCAAGAAGUACAUAUUCCCAGUAGUAAAAAAGGAUCCUGCUAAUUUCUUUGUGGAUAGAUAUUGUAACGUUGAUUUCAUCAUUUUUGCCACACUUGUCGGCGUCAUGUUACCCUGGAUUUUCAUCACAUACGACAUUGGCUGCCAAUGGUCAAAGAACUUCCGAAGUCAUAUGUCUGAAUUCCCAGAGCACAUGAGGCUUCUGCCAAGCACGAAGGUCGAAGUUGCUGUACCCAGCUGGCACAUCACCAUCCAUGGAAAGAGGUGCCAGAAGGACUUUUGCUUGGGCUAUAUGAAGGGCGCUGGUAGGACGUGUGGCAAGGAGGUCAAAAUCACAUGGUCAAGCAUGAAUUCUCUUGCCCUGAGCGUGCGAGAGAUGGCACCUGGGGCUCGCCAUGAUACAUUGAACGAUCAAUGGAAUGGCUGGAAUUUUCGCAAGAUCAUCAGCUUCCUCAUUCCAGGUACACUAUUUGCGAAACAUUUUAAAGAAGCAGCUCUCAUGAAUAAGAAACAGAUGGAGAUAUUUGAAAAAUUCUCGUCAACAUUCCCCCCUGAGACCGUUGUCAAACGGGAACAAAUGGUUGUCUGCUGGGAAGAUGAUCCGAAGGCUCCGAACCCUUACGAUGAACCUGAGGCCAUGACCACUCUCCAGGACAUGCGGCUUCAAUUGACACAAAAGGAGAUGCUUGAACUUGCAUCUGGUCGUAAGCCAAAGCACAAAGUUACUAUGAUGGGUUAUUUCUCAAUGGGCUUUGAUAUUGAAGAUCAGCAGUUUGUCCUAAAAGUGGAAAUCUCACGAUUGAAGGGGAAGAAGACCAGCAAACAGCUCGCCGAUCUCGAGGAGAAGAAGAGCACCCUCAUCCGACAUAUCCAAAUUUGGAGACCGAUUCAACUUGCUUACACCCCUCACGUCGCCACCCUACUCCCUUCACUACACACGGUUGAUGAUGGAGGGUUCCACUAUGCAAACCAGAGUCGACAACACUUUUUUUCCCUUUGUUGCUUCCACCUGAGAUAUGUCAACUUCCUGACUCUGGACCCCGAUGGUGCAUGGAAAGACCGUCUUAAGGAGCUGAGGCCCACAGAUCUUCGGGGUCCUGGCAGAGAUCCUGACAACCUGGAAGACGCGAAGACAUCUAAUGAAUGGGCGCAAACAAGAGCACGUAUGUCCCAUUGGGGUGAGGAGCUUUUGAUUCUUCAAGAGGAGAUGCGGAGAGUGCUGGCGUUCUUCGAAUGGAAGGCUAUAUGGUGGUUAGAACAAGGUAAUCGAAGACAAGGUCUUGAGCCAUCAGUCCAUAUUGGUAUCGUCGCGUAUGCCCAUAAGCAAGCCACUAUUUGCUCACAUAUGGCUGCUCGAUGUGCCACAUACUGGUUACCGGUGAUGAAGCAUUACAGUAUCAUUCCAACUUGGGCUGAAAGGUACAAACACAAACCAGGGACUCCCCUGGCUGGUGAUCCUUCUGAGUCUUCAGACUCAGACUCAGACUCUGAGCAUGAGGUACAUGGUGCAGACAAAAAGUCAGAUGUUGGUGAACCAAAUGUAGAUGAUAUUUUUGACUUGGAUUAA
This is a messenger RNA of Laccaria bicolor S238N-H82, 1692 nucleotides long. RefSeq lists its product as uncharacterized. Bases 1 to 1692 code for a protein of 563 amino acids. The record is from RefSeq and is a predicted model, not a curated record. Lineage: Eukaryota; Fungi; Basidiomycota; Agaricomycetes; Agaricales; Hydnangiaceae. The transcript is spliced from 8 exons.